AUGGCAACUAGAUGCGCCCAUCUCGGCCUGUCACAGGUCUAUGAAAAUACAUGUGAUAGGACGACAACACAGUCAACAAGUCCAGGUGACAAUGUCACACAUGCCACCGUACUGCAAACAACCAUCGAUAAAACCUAUGAGUGCGGAAUGUGUGACCAAUCAUUCCCUAAGAAGAGACAGCUGGCAGUUCACAAGCGCGUACAUGCCGGCACGCGACCGUACUCCUGUGAUAUUUGCGGUAAAGCAUACACCAAGGGUAUAAAUCUAAGCCGCCACAAACGGAUACACACCGGCGAACGACGGCACCGUUGUCGGAUAUGUGGUAGAGAAUUUUUCACUUCUGAGCAAUUGGAUCAGCACCGGCUUACCCAUAAAGAUCAGGCUUACAUUUGCGAUAUCUGCAGUAGGAAGUUUACCGAAAACAGUAGUCUCACGCGACACAGACUUAUCCAUGCAGGUGAGAGAUCGCACAAGUGCGAUAUUUGUGGCAAAGAAUUCAUAACUAGUGCUGAACUCACUCGCCACAUGCGCAUGCAUACUGGCGGGCGUCCGUAUAAGUGUGAUAUCUGUGGCAAAGGCUACGUAGAAAGCAGCAGUUUGAAACGUCACCAGCGUGUUCACAUCGAUAUGAAUCUUGCGGAUCAAAUAUUCAGUUGCGACAUCUGUGGUAGACAGUUUCUUGAAUCUAAAGAACUUGCGCAGCACAAACUUAUCCACAGCAAAGAUCGAGAAUUCAGAUCUGAAGUCUGGUGGCGGGUUUAA
Messenger RNA from Topomyia yanbarensis, 762 nucleotides. RefSeq names its product zinc finger protein 239-like. Gene Ontology annotation, biological process: regulation of transcription by RNA polymerase II. The record is from RefSeq and is a predicted model, not a curated record. NCBI's taxonomy places the organism in Eukaryota, Metazoa, Arthropoda, Insecta, Diptera, Culicidae. Gene Ontology annotation, cellular component: nucleus. Gene Ontology annotation, molecular function: DNA-binding transcription factor activity, RNA polymerase II-specific; RNA polymerase II transcription regulatory region sequence-specific DNA binding. The transcript has 2 exons. The coding region runs from base 1 to 762 and encodes 253 amino acids.